AUGGGCGCCCGAGGUGUGCUGGAGGCCAUCGUGUUCCUGCUGUGCAUCAACAGCUGGUUCGCGGAGGACCCCAGUCCCUUCCCGAAAUUCCACUUCGAGUUCUCCUCCGAGGUGCCCAGCGUCGUCCAGGACCUGUUCAACUGCAAAAACUGUGCAAAUGAAGAAGUGGUUGGAAAGAUUUUGAACAGAGUGCUGUCGGCAUAUGAUAUCCGCCUGAGACCAAAUUUUGGAGGUGCCCCCGUGAUUGUGAAAGUCUCUAUCUACGUCUCCAGUAUUGAACAGAUCUCAGAAGUGAACAUGGACUACACAAUCACGAUGUUCUUUCAUCAGACCUGGAAAGAUUCCCGCUUAGCAUACUAUGAGACCAACCUGAACUUGACCCUGGACUAUCGGAUGCAUGAGAAGCUGUGGGUCCCUGACUGCUACUUUCUGAAUAGCAAGGAUGCUUUUGUGCACGAUGUGACGGUGGAAAAUCGUGUGUUUCAGCUUCACCCAGAUGGAACAGUACGGUAUGGCAUGAGAAUCACUACCACAGCAGCUUGCUCCCUGGAUCUGCGUAAAUUCCCCAUGGAUAAGCAGACCUGCAACCUGGAGGUGGAGAGCUAUGGCUACACGGUGGAAGACAUCUUAUUAUUCUGGGAAGACAAGGAGGAGGCUGUGUACAUGACUGAAGAGCUGCAAAUCCCUCAGUUCUCUUUACUGGGGAAGAAGAUUACUAGCAAAGAGGUGUAUUUCUACACAGGUACCUACAUGCGCCUGAUACUGAAGUUCCAGGUGCAGAGGGAAAUCACCAGCUACCUUUUGCGGGUGUACUGGCCUACUGUCCUCACCACAGUUCUCUCCUGGAUGUCGUUUUGGAUGAACUACCAGUCCUCGGCUGCCAGGGUGACAGUUGGCCUGACUGCAAUGCUCAUCCUGACCAGCAUCGACUCAAGCACACGGGAAAAGCUCCCUCACAUUUCCUAUGUGAAGGCUGUUGAUGUCUAUAUCCUUGUGUGCUUGUUCUUCGUGUUCCUGUCCUUGCUGGAGUAUGUCUACAUCAACUAUUUUUUCUACACCCCAGAACCUCAGCGCCUCCUCAGGCAACGACGCCAACGCCGGAUCCACCGGGUCCCCCGGAGAGUCGUUGCUCCCUACCGCUACCAGGAAGUGGUGGUAGAACACGCGCAGGAUGGAGUGGCUAACGUGGAAGAUGGAAUCAGCUCUCCUCCUACUGCCCCAGCACAGGCUCCCCUGGCAAGCCCGGAAAGCCUCGGUUCUCUGGCGUCCACCUCCGAGGAGGCCAAACUGGCCACCUCAGAAAGCCUCAGCUCACUCAGUUCUCUCUCAGGCCAGGCCCAGCUGGCCACUGGAGAAAGCCUGAGCGAUCUCCCCUCCACCUCAGAGCAGGCCCAGCCUAGCAAUGUGCUUCACCCUAGCGGUGGCCAGGCCAAUGAGAGAGUCAUUCCUACCGAAAUCCGCCACCGUGCCGAGGUCCAUGUCCAUGCUGAGGUCUGUAUCGUUGAAGACUCCGAAGACAAGAGCCACGGCCAUGGUCAGAGAGGUGUGCAGGAAGCAGGCGGGAAUCGUAAUGGUGACAAUAACGAGCUCCGCCGCCGACUUGACCCUGAGGAGCAAGUCAGGCGGGAACCUGGCAACGCUUUGGCUCUUCGUGAUAAUGAGGAGGGUGGUAGCCAGGAGGGCAGUGGCUCAGACUCUGAGGAGAGUUCCCCUGCAAGCCCUGGGUUCUCCCUCUCUGACAUUUUCUGCGCCGAUCUCUUUAGCCCUGACAUGGUUCCUGUUAUUGACAGGUGGUGCCGGUUCCUCUUCCCUCUUGCCUUUGGGCUGUUCAACAUUGCUUACUGGACGUACCACCUCUAUUAG
This is a messenger RNA of Carlito syrichta (Philippine tarsier), 1863 nucleotides long. It is a transcript of the gene GABRQ, whose product is annotated as gamma-aminobutyric acid type A receptor theta subunit. Gene Ontology annotation, molecular function: extracellular ligand-gated monoatomic ion channel activity; neurotransmitter receptor activity; GABA-A receptor activity. NCBI's taxonomy places the organism in Eukaryota, Metazoa, Chordata, Mammalia, Primates, Tarsiidae. Gene Ontology annotation, biological process: monoatomic ion transmembrane transport; signal transduction; regulation of membrane potential. Gene Ontology annotation, cellular component: neuron projection; membrane; synapse. The coding region runs from base 1 to 1863 and encodes 620 amino acids. The transcript has 9 exons. The record is from RefSeq and is a predicted model, not a curated record.